GCCGCCGCCAGCGGGAGGGGGGGGCGUUAAAGGAGCGGGUGCGGGGCCGAUGGAGCCGUGCGGGGACGGCUGGUUCCUGUACUACGCCUACGGCAGCAACCUGCUGCGGGAGCGCCUGCUGCUGCGCAACCCCUCGGCGUCGCUCUGCGCCCUGGCACGCCUGCAGGAUUUUAAGCUGGAGUUUGGCCAUCAUCAAGGCAGGACAAGUUCUGUCUGGCAUGGAGGUACAGCGACCAUUGUUCAGAGCCCUGGAGACGAAGUAUGGGGAAUAGUGUGGAGAAUGGACACUAGCAAUUUAAGUUCACUGGAUAAGCAAGAGGGAGUUGAAGAUGGCAUUUAUGUCCCAAUAGAAGUCAAUGUCCACACUGAAGCUGGAAAGGUACUGACCUGUCGAAGCUACCAGAUGAAGGACUAUGUCUGUGGUCCUCCUUCUCCUCAAUAUAAAAAGGUUAUCUGCAUGGGUGCAGAACAGAAUGGCUUGCCAACUGACUAUCAGAAGAAAUUAGAAGCUAUUGAAACUAAUAAUUAUGCAGGACCAGUGCCAAUCAUGGAAGAGAUUGAAGCUGCUAUUAAAGCAAAGAAAAUAAAAUCUGCAUAGAAUACCUCUGCACUUGUUUGGCCAUUCACCUUGAUUUAGAUACCUCUCCUCACCUUGCUGAUCAGCAGUUUCUUUAUUUAUCAAGAAAAGAUGAGUUUGCUGUGCACCUACAGUAAGCCAUUAGACAUAAUUUGCAGUCUGAAGACAUGCUGACAUUGGUAACUUCUUCACUUUGUAUGUAUAGCUUGAAUACAUACUGAAGUUUUUGCAGAUUUAGAAAUUAUCUUUCUGUAAUUGUCAUGCAGUGCUGCAUGCAAAUUUGUGUUUUGUGUCCUGUUUCCUGACCUUUUCGAAGGAAAAAGGCCGUCUUGAUGGGUAUUAGCAUCUGUUGCCUUCUGAGGAAUAUAGGCCCUUCUGAGGGUCAGGCCUUUUGUUCUUAAACAUUGUGUACACAGUUAUCAAGAAUUUCAAAGAUUUGGUUUUGAUGCAAAGAAGAAUCAAAACCCUAAACCAAGACUUAACUUUUCCCUUUGCUGCUUCUCUUAAUGGUUUAAAGCCCAACCUAUCUGAAGCUGUGAAGUUCCUCUUUCUGUUUUCUGUUUUUAUAGUUAACAGAGAAAGAAAAGUAAUACUUUUUCCUAACUAUCUCCAUGUUUUCAAGUUAGUCCAAAAGGCAACCCAGGUCUGAGGACAACAUUCAGCAAAGGAUCGCAUUCAAACCAUAAUGGCCACCUCCUUUCUAUGUCUAGUAAUCAUCAUAGCUGAACUGGUUAUAUAGCCAACAGUUUUUUAAAUAAUUUGGUUUAGUUAGAAAAUUCCCAAGUUUUUUAAGCAGCAAGCCAGUCAAAAAGGUUGUUUAUCUAGGCCUUGGUCACAUGUCCCAUGAAAUCAGAAAGUUUCCUGUGAAUCCUAGUGCAUUUGUUUCAUGGUUUGGUUUAUCUAUUAAACCCCAAACAGACUUGACCUCUUACCCCCCCAGCUUUGACAAUCUCCUGUAAAACUGGAAGCUCAUGUAAGGUUUACAGUACUUAUUUUUACGGUAUUUGGCAACCUCCAUAGUUAGUCUGUGGGGGACAAAGAAAAAUUGACAACCUGAAAGAUUUCAACAACUGAACUUAUCUUCUGUACUGUGUACUUUUUUGUUUCUCAUGAUGUACAGAAGGGUGUAAAAUAUAAUCAGUGUCACUGUGUGACUGCUUAGAUAAACAAAUGACAAAUUAACAGACUUACCAUGUCUUUUCUGCAUAAAAUUUUUCUGUAGACUUCUGCCAGGGAUGUAUAGGUGCUGUCCUGAUGUCCUAUGCCCGUAUCCAGAGCCGGGCACGGUGACUGCAGUGAAACACGGUACUUUCUCUAUUAGCACUGUCUAAUCUGAAACAGAGUAAAUAAAACUGUGAUUACCAAA
Calidris pugnax (ruff) is the source of this 1943-nucleotide messenger RNA. It is a transcript of the gene GGCT, whose product is annotated as gamma-glutamylcyclotransferase. NCBI's taxonomy places the organism in Eukaryota, Metazoa, Chordata, Aves, Charadriiformes, Scolopacidae. The record is from RefSeq and is a predicted model, not a curated record. The transcript has 4 exons. Bases 50 to 598 code for a protein of 182 amino acids. Gene Ontology annotation, molecular function: gamma-glutamylcyclotransferase activity.